Messenger RNA from Cercopithifilaria johnstoni, 4932 nucleotides. The record is from the annotation of a GenBank genome assembly. Lineage: Eukaryota; Metazoa; Nematoda; Chromadorea; Rhabditida; Onchocercidae.
AUGAAUGACGAUUUGUUGGAUAACUAUAAUCCAUUAUAUGAUGUACAUUUGCGCCAAUACUUUGCUAUGCCACAUAUGCAACGUCAUUUAAGGAAUAUCGGCUUACUAGAUGAUGUUAGGCAUGGCGAAGAUAUGGAUGACAGGGAAAGUAAUAAACAUCAUCAUGCGAUAAUCGACAAAACGCUGCGAAAUCGUGAAGCUGAAUUGCAGAAAUAUGCUGACUUGCAGCGCAAAUUGCAUGCAGCGGAAAAAAUCGAAAUUUGCCGUAGGAUAAGAAGUGGCGCAGCAAGUCCAAGUGAUCAUCGUCGAACAAAGCCUUCCCGUAGUCUCAGUCGAGGGCGCUAUAUGAAAAGAUUGCGAAGACGUCGAUCAUCAGCCAGUAUCGAUGAUAAGGAUUUGGUGCAAAAAAUUGAAGCGGAAAAUGAAGAGCCAAUGUAUGAGAAUCCAUCGUUGGUUUACAAUAGAUUGUCGACGAAUAUACUCAAAUAUCGAUAUCUACAUAAGUUGGAUGACGAAACAUUAGCUCUCUAUAUGGAACAUUUGCGACGUCAAUUAAGCCGUUUGGAACGCUUUCGUCAAGUUUCAUUUGGACCAUUUUCAGUAGCACGACAUCAAAAUGAUCCUCAAGUGUCGUGGUUCUUCAGACGCAGGUCACUACCCAGUUUGACCGAUACUACGCCUACCACUACCAUUACUACUACCACUACUAUUACUUCUUCUGCUACACAAAGCAGUAUUCAUGAACAUCCGACUUUGAGAAGUAUCCAACAAUUGAAUCAGCAUCGCAGUCGUUCCAGUAAACCGCAAUUACAACGUAAUGAUAUAUACGAUAAUUCUCAUGGUAACCAUUCGCAAUCAAAACGUCUACGUAGUACCACCGAAAAUAAUGCUCGCUUGCCUCCUGUUUCACGAAACGUGAAAAGUGGUUUGACAGCAAUCAGAACAUCACAUAUAAAGAAAUCAACUCCAACAGAAGCAAAAAAAGUUGUUCAAAAAACAACAGCAACACCGACUGGACGUAAGCCAUUUGGUGUAGUUCAAAAAAUAAAACUGAAGACCGAUUCAGAGCUAGCUGAUGUUCAGGCAACAAUUUCUGCUGCUCCUAACUUAGUGGGUAAGUCAAGAAUGGAAUCAGAUAAGCAUAGAAGUGAAGGAUCAUCAUUGAAUUUGGAUGAUGAACGAGAAGUGUAUUCGAGUGUUAAUUCACCGGAAGAUACAGAUUUGAGACCCGGAGGAGACACAACAUCUGAGAAGUCAAUUUCGCCACUCAACCAAUCAAAAAUGUCACUGGAUGAUGAAAAGAGAUCUCAAUCGAAUUUGUCAGAGCAAAUGGUUGAACAAUCAGAAAUCGAGCAUUUAAAAAUUGAAAAUAAACAAAACUCUAACUUGCUAUUCAAUUUAUCGCCAGAAAUGUUGGAGAAGACAGAAUUGGAAUCAGUAAAUAAGGAAACUCCUCUUGUUUCUAAAUGGAUGGCAUCUGGAGCAGUAGAAAAUCUUGUAAGCCGUGAAACUCCGACUAAUUUAAUCGCGAAUGAAAUUGAUUCGUGCGAAAUGAUAGUACCCGAAGAGAUCAAUGCGAAUCGAAAACUGAAUGGAAAUAGAAUAGAAACAGAAAAUAAAUCGGAAAGAUUGCCUACAGGUGAAAGUUCAACUACUGAAAGUGAAAUUGUUCAAAUUGGCAAGCAGCAGGAUCAACGCAAUCAGUUAGAAGAAAUGUUCACAGAAUUACCGACAGAAGAAUUGAAACUGAAUAAAAUGAUUGUGGGAGAGUUUGAAAAACCUGAUGAGAUUAUUUCAUCAUCAACAGGAACGCGUAACUUGGAGAUUGAAAAACUCAUACUUCCCGAAGAUAAACUACCGGAAAUAAAUGAUAUUGAAAUGUCAGUUGAAGUACCUAUGCUUGUAGACAGCAAUACUUUUUCACAUGCUGCAAACCAGAAAGUCAUGUCUAAUGAAGCUGAAUGCGAUAUGAAUGAAUUUGUCGCAAUUAACGGAGAAAUUUUGGAAAUAUCGCCAGGUGGUGAACUGAAAGAAUACGAUUCCUUUGCGAUAACCGAAGCUUAUUCACCUGAUUUAAAAGAGGAAACUCUUGUUGCAGAAAAAAAUCUGGAAGAAAGAGUGGAAAACCCUAAUCCGAUUGACGAAGAUUUGGUAUCCUCUGCGGUAUACCCCGAAAAAUCUAAUUCUGUCGACGAACAGGAAAGCGCUGUGUGCUGCACAGAAAUCGAAUCCACAGAUGGUGAACAAGAAUCCGCAGAUAAACCUAUUCAUUUCACGCAUGUAACGAAGGUUGAAUCAGCAAUAGAUCAGGAUGCAAGAGAACAUAUUAAGAAAUUGUCGAAAUUGCCAGAAUCAAUUCCGGUGAUGGAUGAUGAAAAGAUGACGAAGUCAGAAAUUUCUUUUGAGCAAGUACGAGAUUCCACUGCAAAUGAGUAUGAAUUGUCUAAUAGUGAACAAUUAAGUGAGGAAACUGAAAUUGCAAAUGGUAUGACAAAAAAAGAAGAAUUGGAAUCUAUGAAAGGUGUUUUUCAGGUGGAAAAACUUCCUGAUUGUUCAAUUGAUGAACAGCUAAAAUAUGAGGAAAAAAACAUUGUAACGAAAAACGGCGUGACUGAUGGAAGUUUUGGAGAAAAAUCUCAACAACCUGAUGCUAAUAUAGAUGGUCUGGAAUUCAUUAGCAAUCCUGAAACUGAAGAAAAAUCAGAAUCAUUUUUCACGAAUGAUGCACCCUUAAUUGCGAAUUUUUGUACUGAAAUUAGCAAGGAAAUUAUCGAAAGCAUGGAAGUACAACAGACAAAGAAAGACGAUUCAGAAAAAUGGUUAGGAGCAGAGGUUUCAGAGGCAAAAUCAAUAGCCGGAGCAGAAAUAACAAACAACGGAGUCCAAAAAGUCAACGAUGUCUUGCAAACAGAAUCAGAACCGCCAGAAUCAGCUAGAAGUGAUUCUGUUACUCAGCAACUUAUGCAGUACAUGAAAAGCUCGAUAUAUGAUGAUGCAUUAGUUGAAGGGAGUAAAAUAAUAGUUCAGGAAACAGAACCAGAAAUGGGUGAAAUGAAUGCAGUGGAAAUAGAGAGAGUACCAGAAGCAAUAUUAUUGAAUGCUAAAAAUUUGAUAAUUGAGGGCAUAACGAAUAAUUCGGAACCUGUGAUUGUUGGCAUGCAAGAAUCCCAGCCAUUUAUUUUAACUCCAAUUGAAAAGCGUGAAUCAGAUGUUCAAGAAAAUGUUCUCACUUCCAACAUCUUCGAUUCGAUGUCCUCAAAUGCUGAUGACUCUUUUGAAAAAGAGUAUAGGACAGAAGAAAUCCUGAAUAAAUCCACCGAUGAUCUUAACUUAACAAAAGGAGAGUCUAACUCAUUUGAGCAUGCUGUAGAUUCAUUGACAUCAGACAUUCUGAGAACAGAUAUGACUUCAGUAGAAUCAAAUUCUGAAGUAACUUUCGAAAAAAAAUCUGAGAAAGUGGCACAUUCCAUUCCAGCAAAUAAUAUAAAAGAAUUGGAAACAAAAGAAGCAGUAAGGGAAAACGAGGCAUUGUCGGAAGUACAUUAUGCUUCUCAUGAAGUACUACCAUCUGAAGCGAUUGUAUGUGAAAACUUGGGAAAAGUAACUGUUGCAGGAAUGUUUGAUGUCGGAGGAAUCCCAAAAAUUGUGGUUUGUAGUGAUGAGACAGUCGUUCCGGAUGUAGAAAAAAUGGAAAAUUUAGUGGUGCAAUCUGAUAAAGAGAAUAUCGAAGAAUAUCAGGUGGAAGCUGGUGCUAAAACAUUGCAUCAACAAAAACCACCGCAAGAAAUUAAAGAUAUGGAGCAAUCCGAAAUAUUCAGGAAUGAAGAAGUGAUAACUUCGGUCAGAAGUGAUGCUUCGGAAGAAUUAGAUGAUGGAAAGCAAUCGACGAAAGGAUAUCUGAAUAAAUUUUUGCAACAAUAUGUACAUGAUAUGGUACAAAAUAUUACUCAAAUAGCUGAAGAACGAACGAAAACAAGUAAGGCUUUGGAGGAAGGGGCAGAACAAAUUGAAAUCCGAGAAACAGAUGAAAGUCAACAUGUGCUGCCAGUGCCGGAAUGUAUCCCCGAAUUUCCAACUCAAGUUUCAGCUAUCGGUUUUUCAAAAUCAGAAUUUGACGAAGCGCUGCAAAAACAAGUUGAAAAUGUCCACUCUCACUGUAGCGUACUCUCAUCCAUGAUUACGACCAAUGAUUCUGAUGAAAGUACGGAAGCAUUGGAAUCAAGUGGCAUCACUGGAGAACCGAUGACCAUAUCAAGUCCUUAUCAUGCUACUAUUAUAGGAGGAUCUGAAGAAGGACAAGAUAAUGGUGUGCUGGGUGGACAUGGAUUGGGUGCUGAAUACGAUAUUACAUCACAAGAAGUAGGAAGUGAUGCUGUUGAAGAAUUUUCUGAUGAUAUUGAACGUAUCGGGCAAGUAGAGCGAUAUGCACAAGAAUUGGAAUUGGAAUUCGAGAAAGGGAAAUUAGAAUCGGAAAUUUUUCAAACUAAAUCAUUUACUAACAAUAUGUUGCAAAAAUAUCAUUUAAUUGUCAGUGGUUUAACAGCAAAUGGACAACUCAUUUUGAGUUCUGUAAGUGAAUCGAUACCAUCACCGGAGGACAAAUUCAUCAAUUAUUUUCCUCCAAAUAAUGAUGAUUAUGAGACUGUUAAUGACAAAAUCGAAUUCGUCAGUGAUAGAAACGGAAAUCCGGAAUGGCAAGUUUGUGACAUGCAACAUAUUCCAUCAGAUGUAUUGAAUGAAUCGAAUAUUUGUGCAGCUGAUAUGAAUGCAAAUAUUUCAUCAUUGCAGGAAACAGUCCAUAUGAAAUCAAUAAAGCAUGAGCAAGAAAUGGACAAACAUAGCGCGAUAAGCGAUGAGCAUCUCUUCUUGGAACAAAGUAAUACAGAAACAGAAGAACGUGAAACUGUUAAUUAUAACAGUAAGUGUUUAUAG